This is a messenger RNA of Porites lobata, 1311 nucleotides long. Lineage: Eukaryota; Metazoa; Cnidaria; Anthozoa; Scleractinia; Poritidae. The record is from the annotation of a GenBank genome assembly.
AUGGCGAAAUCCAUGGCGAGCAAAAAGCGUUCACUUCCAGUCGACUACACACAGCUGCAUUCUCUCUCUUCGGUUGUUUUAUACGACACCUCAUUCAAGAAAUCUAGGGGGAAACUGUACGACGUCGAGAGAAUCAUUGAGCGUCGAAAGACAAGAUAUGUAAGUUUUUCUUUAUACUAUUUAUUUCACGAACUUUUGAAGGGCCAUUUCGCUAGAAUCGGUCUUACAUGGGUUUCUUUUGCUGGUCUUCGACGGGUUUGUUUUGCCGCUCUUACACGGGUUUAUUUUAUCGGUCGUCUUCAAUGGGUUUUCUUUUUCCUGCCUUAGACGGGUUUAUUUUGCCGGUCUUACACGUGUUUAUUUUUCCUAGUCUUACAAGGGUUUAUUUGAUUUUUCCUGUCUUAAGACGGGUUUAUUUUGUCAGUCGUCUUCAACGGGUUUCUUUUUCCUGUCUAACACAUAUUUAUUUUGCCGAUAUUGUUUUCUUUUGGGGUCAUCCACUAGAUUAUUUUAUACUCUUUGCAAAGUUGAGGUGAAUAAAUUACCUUGUCUAUCUUGCCUUUUUAUUAUUUGCAUAACAGGACCAUGAAUACUUAAUAAAAUGGAAAGGCUGGCCGCUGCAAGACUGUUCGUGGGAGCCGUCAGAAAACCUAACUGAGGCCUUAAUUAGGUAAGAAUACAUGUUAAAGUUGUUUUUUUUUUUAUUAUCAGCAACAUAAACAUUAAUUUUAAUAAAUCUUUGCCAGCAUUCUUUUAUUAUUCAAUAUUAGGGAAAUCUGCAUUUAGAGAUUUCACUUGUAAAAGCUUUACAUGAAGUUUUAGAAGCACAAAAAGGUUAUUAUUUUUAUUUUUUUAUUUAUUUAAUUUCUUAGGAGCUAUGAAAAACCAUUCAAGCCAAGUGAAGAGAGACUGCAAGAAGCAGCUCACAACUUUUCAACGGCAAUCCUCUCAGCAUUGAAGAGUUCUUCGGUGUCUCCAUUUUAUGUGCACAUGCAUCUGGAUGUGUGGAGGUUCCUUUCUUACAAGAAAGGGACAGCUUCACAACAUAGAGGACAGGUUUUGUAUUGUAAAAAUGACUUUGUUAGAUUUACUACAUUGCCAAUGUACUGGUGGUACUAUUUAGACAUGCAUGGAGAAGGGAAAGCAGUGGAUUUUCCACUGAAGAUUAAGCCUGUCCUGACGUGGUCCCCUGCUCACCACUACAGGAAAGGAGGCAAGCUUGUCCAGGCCUCUCAAUUCCCGAUGGAGAAGUUAUGUAUUACACUGAUCAAGCGGGCAUGUGACAUUGACAACCUUGAUGAAGUACAGUGA